AUGCAUGCGGACUUCCGCAUGCUCACCUGCUCUCUGGAAGUACUGGAGAAUGAAAUAAAUGAGGUUCCUUUCUUUGAUAUCCAGCUGCCUUAUGAACUGGCACUGAAGAUAUUUCAGUACCUGGGCAAGACUGAAUUGGGAAGGUGUGCUCAAGUCAGCCGGACAUGGAAAGUACUUGCAGAAGAUGAAGUGUUGUGGUACCGGUUGUGCCAACAGGAAGGAUACCUAUUAGAUACGAGCAUCUCUGACCGUUCCUGUUGGAAGCUUGCCCUCAAAAACUGCCGUGCCAGAGAGCGCACUUUGAAAACCAACUGGAAGAACCGUAUCGGUGGUGUGAGCCAGCUGCAAUAUGAGCUGGGAAAAAUUCUUUGUGAUGUACAUUCUUGUGAUGGAGUUGUUAUUGCUGGAUACACUUCAGGAGAAGUGAGGUUGUGGGACACUCGCACCUGGGACUACACAGCCCCCAUCCUGGAACCAGUGCAUGGUCCUGGUGAUGCUGGACCUCGGCCACAUGUCUCCUUUGUGAGGAUAAACAGCUCUCUGGCUGUAGCAGCUUACGAGGACGGAACCGUUAGCAUUUGGAACCUGAUGUUCGGGCGGGAGCCAAUCCAUCAUUACCAGCACAAUCAGAGGAUACAGGCUUUAGCUCUUGGUUCAGAGGGUGCAACAGUAGCAACAGCAUCUGGCUUUGAGGUCAAAGUGGAAAGCCCUAAUGACAGAGGAUUCUGGCAAACCACAGAAACAUUUGAAAUCCAGAAAUUGGUCAACUUCCUUAAUCUGGUUCCAGAUGUUACGGGGAGUCCAGUGACAAUAGCAGCUGCAGAAGAUGUCGUUUAUCUCCUGAAAGUAGAAGAUCCUGGCAAAAUUCUCCAUUCUGUCUAUGGUCAGCCUGUUACAUGUCUUGAUGUGUCUGCUCAUGAAGCAGCCUUUGGGGUCAAAACCUUUGGCUGGUUAUUGAAUGAGCCCAAUCAGAUUCUUCUUUACAAUCUGGAAACAAGUCAGUGUCUGAAGAAGAUGGGCAACUCACUAGGUGACUUUACCUGUGUCAACCUCCAGAACAGUCCUCCAAACAUGCUUGUUACAGGCAAUAAAGACAGAAGGGUCAGGGUGUUCGAUCUCCGCAAAAGUGAAUCUUUGUGCUCCCUCUAUGCCCACCAGUUAGGAGUGUCUGCAGUCCAGAUGGAUGACUGGAAGAUUGUCAGUGGAGGAGAAGAGGGCUUGGUCUGCGUGUGGGACCAACGGAUGGGCACCAAACUCUGGGAAAUGUAUGCCAGACAUCCAGUCCGCCACAUAUGGUUUAAUUCUCACAGCCUCAUCACUGCAAACAUCCCUGAUGAGAAGAAUCCCCGGGGCUCCAGCAUCGUGGCCGAUGACCUAACCAUGCACCGCAAGCAUCGAGGAAUCAUUUAUGCCUACGAGUUCUCAGUGGACCAGUUGGCUGUAGAAAGCAUCCUUCCUAUCUGCCGCUCUUCCUACGAUGAAGUGACUGGUUACAACUACAACAUUGGCCUUGCUGUUCCCUAUGAUAACAUUUAGGUAACUCACUUGGCUUCUUUGGUCCAGCCCUCCGCCAAGUACAUGGUCAAAGGCAACAAGGAGAUCCACAGGGAAAAAACGCCAAAAAGAUGGCGUUGGCUGCAGGCACAACAAAUGGGCUGAGCGUUUGCUGGAAACUUGGGGAUGUGAACCAGAACAGAAAUGGUUGGUCUAGAUGAUCUUCAAGGUCCUUUCCAACCUAGAUGAUUCUGUGAGAAAGUAUGGCUGCCCUUGAGUGUAUCAGUAAAAUAUGUUGCUCUGCAGAUGUUCAAAGGUCCGCUGUGGUGGAAUGGAGAGACUGAAGAGUCAAGGGGAACAGUAUACUUCAGUGUAAACAAAAAUACUCCUUCCCGCUGCUUGUGGGAAAAACACUGCUGCUCUGUCUUGGCAGAGGACACGGCCGGGAAGCGAGAGCCUCGAGUGGCCAGCUGCCGCUGGUGGGGGCCUGGGAGCACACCGAGGAGCUCACGCCUAUCCUGAGAGGGGGAAAAACCCACUAAGGACUUGGAAGAAGCAUCUUGCUGAGCCGCAUGUUUGAAAUUUCUUUCCUUGUAAUGAGCUGCUCAUUCUCCUUUUCCUUGGAGUGCAUCGGAAUGUGUCUAGGAACAGCACCAUGAACAAAAGGUUGUGGUGGUUGGGAGAGGGGGAGGGUGAUGGACAGAGGGAGGGGAAGGUUGGCCUUGUCCAGGCUGGAUGCUUGGAAACUCAGCAGGCCACAUGCAUCAGAAUUAUUUUAAAACAAAUUAUUUUUUUAAAUCUCUAAAAUUCUAGAUUAAAUCUUUUCUAAUUGUUUAUGUACAUGUGUUUGUGGGUUUUCUGUUCAUAAGUCUGUUAGGGUGAACUAGCCCCUGUGUGCUGGAGCAAAAGGCCGUCAUGUCUCAGGUUAGUUGUCAGGUACAUUCUUUGCUGGAUCACACCCUUCCCCAGCACCUGGAGGUUUUUCCCAGGUGGCUGGGACUUGGGUUUCCAACACUGUCCUUGUGUCAAAGCUGGGAAUUGAUCGUGUUGGUGUAAAGAAAGAGAAGGGAUGAACUGUCACAAUCCCUCUGCAUAGGCAAUUAGCAGUAACACUGUGGAGAAGCAUUCUAAGCUGAAGGUAAACUGUGGUACCUCGGGUGAAAACAAUGAGUAAGGCUUUAUCUUAAACCCAAGUUGCACAGACAUAGGUAGAACCGCUUUAGUGAACAAGAGUUCCAGUCCUGCGUGGAUACGUUUUACUGUUCUAAAACUAUUUUAUUGUUGUGAUUUGCCCUGGUAAACUUCCUGGUACAAACCAAAGCCAUGUAAAUUAAGUUUAAAUUGAGGUUAAAUUUUAACUUAACACCUUUUUGCUGGCUUAAUGGAAUCAAUUUACAAGUACAGUUCUGGGGAGGAGCACAGGAAAUGUGCUGGGACCUGCAGGAGAGGGGCUGGCUGGACUAUCCCUUCAGCCCUUAGCCAGUCACUAAGGCAGCCCCUGGGGAGCUUGGUGCUGCCCUCCUGCCUGGAGAGAGACAUCUUUCACAGCUCUUCAUUGUCUUCGGGGUGGUUUUCUGUGACCCCUAGGCCAACUUUCACGUGUGGUUUUUAACAGUUAGCUUUUUCCUUGUGAUGGACUGAUACAGGUUGUGCAAGGGUCAUAGUCACUCAGUCUGACCAAUAAAUUUUAUCUUUCACAAA
Molecule: messenger RNA, 3195 nt
Organism: Athene cunicularia (burrowing owl)
Lineage: Eukaryota; Metazoa; Chordata; Aves; Strigiformes; Strigidae
Gene: FBXW8
Product: F-box and WD repeat domain containing 8
Exons: 11
Coding region: 1-1536 (511 amino acids)
Biological process (GO): cilium assembly; protein ubiquitination
Cellular component (GO): Cul7-RING ubiquitin ligase complex; ciliary basal body; centriole
Molecular function (GO): protein binding
Source: RefSeq, a predicted model, not a curated record